Neoarius graeffei (lesser salmon catfish) is the source of this 6726-nucleotide messenger RNA. RefSeq names its product NACHT, LRR and PYD domains-containing protein 12-like. The transcript is spliced from 22 exons. Gene Ontology annotation, biological process: regulation of apoptotic process; inflammatory response; innate immune response. The coding region runs from base 146 to 4777 and encodes 1543 amino acids. NCBI's taxonomy places the organism in Eukaryota, Metazoa, Chordata, Actinopteri, Siluriformes, Ariidae. The record is from RefSeq and is a predicted model, not a curated record. Gene Ontology annotation, molecular function: protein binding.
CUGAAAGAAGAAGAAGAAGUGUGUGUGUGUGUGUGUGUGUGUGUGUGUGUCUUUCCCCCACCAGAGCAGGAAGAGAAAGCAAAACUCAGCAGCUGGAUUUUGUGUCGAGGUGAAAAUAAACUCUUUUAGGACGAAAACAAGAAGGAUGGAGGGAAAGAGAUCAGACUCACCAGAACCCAGCUCGGUGUCCAUGAAGAGUCAAUGGACAAAGGACCAUUCAGUAUACUUCAGAGACAGUUCUGCUGAUCUGAGAAUGAUGGAGGGAAAGAGAUCAGACUCACCAGAACCCAGCGGUGUGUCCAUGAAGAGUGAGAUGUCAGUGGGACGUCCACCUGCCUUCAGAGACCGAGACGGUUCUGCUGAUGUGAGACCACAAAAGAAGAAAUCAAACAUCAGCAGAAGUCAACUGGAGUCCAUAUUCAAGGAGCUGGAACACAAAGUCAUCGCUGUGAUACAGAAGGAGCUGAAAAGGUUUAAGAAGCUCCUGAGUCCAGAUUCCCCAGCAUGCUCUGAGAGGGAGGUGGAGGAUGAGGAGGAUCAGAGCAGCAUCAGAGAGGGAGUGCUGAAGAUCACACUGCACUUCCUGAAGAACAUGAACCACACAGAUCUCGCUCACACACUGCAGACCAAGUCUGCGGUCUCUGUGUGUCAGCAAAAGCUGAAAUCCCACCUGAGAGAGAAGUUCAAAAGAAUUAAUGAAGGAAUCUCACAGCAUGGAAGCCCAGCUCUUCUGAAUGAGAUCUACACAGAGCUCUACAUCACAGAGGGUUGGAGUGGAGACGUCAAUAAAGAACAUGAAGUGAGACAGAUUGAGACAGCGUCCAGGAGACCAGCAACACAGGAGACACCCAUCAAAUGUAAUGAUCUCUUUAAAGACACGUCCAUCAGAAGUGUGCUGACUAAAGGAGUUGCUGGAAUUGGAAAAACAGUCUCUAUGCAGAAGUUCAUUCUGGACUGGACCGAAGGAAAAGCGAAUCAGGACGUCACCUUCAUGUUCCCACUUCCCUUUCGAGAGCUGAAUCUGAUGAAGCAGGAAAUUCUCAGUCUGAUGAAUCUCCUUCAUCACUUUUUCCCAGAAAUGAGAGAACUAGGAUUAAUAGACUGUAACAUCUACAAAGUCCUGUUGAUCUUUGAUGGUCUGGAUGAGUGUCAAUUUCCUCUAAAUUUCAAGAACAGUGAGAGAUUGUGUGAUGUGACAGAGUCGGCCUCAGUGGAUGUGCUGCUGACAAACCUCAUCAAGGAGAAUCUGCUUCCCUCUGCUCUCCUCUGGAUAACUUCACGGCCAGCAGCAGCAAAUCAGAUCCCUCCUGAGUGUGUCGACCAGGUAACAGAGGUACGAGGGUUCAGUGAUCCUCAGAAAGAGGAGUACUUCAGGAAGAGGAUCAGUGAUCAGAGCCUGGCCAAUAAAAUCAUCACACACAUGAAGUCCUCAAGAAGCCUCUACAUCAUGUGCCACAUCCCAGUCUUCUGCUGGAUCUCAGCCACUGUUCUUGAGAGAAUGUUGGGUGGAGCAGAGAGUGGAGAGAUCCCCAAGACUCUGACUCAAAUGUUCACACACUUCCUGAUCUUUCAGAUCAAACACAAGGAGCAAAAGUACCAUCAGAAAUGUGAGCCUGAUCCUCAGCAGACCAGAGAGAGUAUCCUGGCACUGGGAAAACUGGCUUUCCAACAGCUGGAGAAAGGAAACCUGAUCUUCUAUGAGGAAGACCUGAGAGAGUGUGGCAUUGAUGUGAGAGAAGUGUCAGUGUACUCAGGAGUGUGUACCCAAAUCUUCAGAGAGGAGUUUGGGCUUCACCUGGGGAAGGUCUUCAGCUUUGUACAUCUGAGCGUUCAGGAGUUUCUGGCUGCUUUAUACACAUUUCUCUGCUUUAUUUUUACAAAGACAAAUGUGCUCGGGAAUCAACCUCCUGGACUUUUUAAUUUCUUCAGAAAGUCAAACAUGUCUGAUUUCCUCAGGAGUGCAGUGGACAAGGCCUUACGGAGUGAGAAUGGACACCUGGACCUGUUCCUCCGCUUCCUUCUGGGUCUCUCACUGGAAUCCAAUCAGACUCUCUUACGAGGCUUGAUGCCCCAGACAGGAAGUAGCUCUCACAGCAAACAGGAAACAGUCAAAUACAUCAAGAAGAAGAUCAGGGAGAAUCCAUCUCCAGAGAAAUCCAUCAAUCUGUUCCACUGUCUGAAUGAACUGAAUGAUCAUUCUCUCGUGCAGGAAGUACAACGCUACCUGAACAGAAGAGAUUCCUGGUGUCUCAGUGGAACCAGACUCGCUCCUGCUCAGUGGUCAGCUCUGGUGUUUGUGUUACUGAACUCAGAACAGGAGCUGGAUGAGUUUAAUUUGAGUAAAUAUGACCCAUCAGAGGAAUGUCUUCUGAAGCUGAUUCCAGUGGUCAAAGCCUCCAGAAGAGCCGAUCUGCGUCGGUGUAAUCUGACAGAGGAAAGCUGUAGAGUUCUGUCCUCAGUUCUCAGCUCAAACUCCUCCAGUCUGAGAGAACUGGACCUGAGUCACAAUUAUAACCUGCAGGAUUCAGGAGUGAAGCUUCUCUCUGCUGGACUGGAGAAUCCACACUGUACACUGGAGAUACUGAGUCUGCGUGUAUGUAAUCUGACAGAAGAAAGCUGUAGAGUUCUGUCCUCAGUUCUCAGCUCAAACUCCUCCAGACUGAGAGAACUGGACCUGAGGGACAAUAACCUGCAGGAUUCAGGAGUGAAGCUGCUCUCUGCUGGACUGGAGAAUCCACACUGUACACUGGAGAAACUGAGUCUGCGUGGGUGUAAUCUGACAGAGGAAAGCUGUAGAGUUCUGUCCUCAGUUCUCAGCUCAAACUCCUCCAGACUGAGAGAACUGGACCUGAGUGACAAUAACCUGCAGGAUUCAGGAGUGAAGCUGCUCUCUGCUGGACUGGAGAAUCCACACUGUACACUGGAGACACUGAGUCUGUGGGGGUGUAAUCUGACCGAGGAAAGCUGUAGAGUUCUGUCCUCAGUUCUCAGCUCAAACUCCUCCAGACUGAGAGAACUGGACCUGAGGGACAAUAACCUGCAGGAUUCAGGAGUGAAGCUGCUCUCUGCUGGUCUGGAGAAUCCACACUGUACACUGGAGACACUGAGUCUGAGGGAACUGAAUCUGAGUGGAAAUAACCUGCAGGAUUCAGGAGUGAAGCUGCUCUCUGCUGGACUGGAGAAUCCACACUGUACACUGGAGAAACUGAGGUUGUCGAACUGCAGGAUUACAGGAGAAGGUUGUGCUGCUCUGGUUUCAGCUCUGAGGUCAAACCCAUCACAUCUGAGAGAACUGGCUCUGAACUGGAAUAAUCCAGGAAAAUCAGGAGUGAAGCUGCUCUCUGAUCUACUGAAGGAUCCACACUGUACACUGGAGACACUACAUCUGCGUGGGUGUAAACUGACAGAGGAAAGCUGUAGAGUUCUGUCCUCAGUUCUCAGCUCAAACUCCUCCAGACUGAGAGAACUGGACCUGAGUGCCAAUAACCUGCAGGAUUCAGGAGUGAAGCUGCUCUCUGCUGGACUGGAGAAUCCACACUGUACACUGGAGAUACUGAGUUGUCCAGAUGAAGAAGUGCUUCAGGAACCUGAUGAACAGCCCAGAUACCAGAAAACCGAUAAACAGCAUGAACAAAACCAGAAGUUGCAGCAGGAGAACAGAGAGCAGAAGCAUUCAGUCAUCACAGAGGUAUUCAUCCCUGAAUUAGUGAAACACGGUGAUGACAGCGGUGCAUACAGAUUUCGUUGCUCUCGUGCUGGUCAGUUUCACUGCAAAUUGACCAACCUUGGCUUUGAGAUGAAAGAGAAUGGGGAAGUGCUGUACACAAUCGUGUCCUGGGAUAACGGUCAGUUGCAGGGCCUGGGCCAAUUCCAGCCUGCAGGACCCCUGUACAACAUCAACUGCUCAGAAGGUUCAAUUCUUUAUCUGCAUUUCCCACACUGCGAGAUACAAACAGAUCGCAAUCAGAUCGAACUGGCUGUGGCACAUUUCAUUGAGGGUAAUGUGGAGAUCAUUCAGCCCCUGAAAAUAACAAACACACACGUGAUCUUGGAAGUCCAAGGUCUUUCCUUGUUUGGCCUGAUUAUAAAAAGGAUCUUUGGGGAAAACCCCAUCAGUGCCCAAGUCCUUCUCUUCUCCAAAGAAAUGAUUGGAAUGAAGGAAAGGAGGAGAAAACUGGACAUUCACUUGUUGCCAGGAAAUGUGCCAGUUGAAGAGGUGCAGAAACGACACCAGUGCAGCACAUACAUUCCAUGCAGCUCCAUAUGUGAACUGACGCCUGGUAAAAAAUAUAGACCACUUUGUCAACCUCAUGUAUCCCAGCCAAAGGUUCAGACAUUUGUCUGUGACUAUGGACCCAACUAUCACAUCACAUUUGAGGUGAUCCUUAAGAGGGAGGUUGAAGUCCUCACAUUAGGUCUUUCAGACGAAAUUGGUGAGGAGGUGUGGGAGCCUCGUCAGGUCUUUCUUUCAGUGAAUAGUCAAGAAGCAGCUCCAGUUGUAAUGGAUAAAGGUGUUGAAUUUGUGGAUAAAUACAGAGACACGCUCAUACAGAGAGUUGCAUCAGUACUGGAAAUAGCAGACACUCUACUCACCAAGAAAAUAAUCAACAAUGAAAUGUACAGUGUUCUCAACGAGGCAACAACACCACAGGAGAAAAUGAGGAAAUUGUACAGAUUUCUCGACUCAGGAGGAAGAGCUGCCAAAGCAGAAUUCUAUAAAGUCCUGAAGGAGAAGGAGCUUCUUGUAGUGAAUGACCUGGAGUCAGGAUUUGAAUAAUCCAACACUGUCACAAUGUAGUAUUAAUUUUUAUGUCAGGUUUUUUAUACUCAGUAACAUCAGCCAUUGUAAUGAUGUCACUUUCAUGAAUAAUUCUAUUAGCCAAUGGCAGACUGCAGUUAAAAAAAUAAAAAAUAAAAUGUUCCUGUGGUCAGGAACUUACUGUUCAUAGACCAUGAUGUUUUGAAGGCUGUCCAUAAGUGACACCUCCUUGUUAUUUGUAAUCUAUGGAGUGAUAGAAAUAUAUGUUUGACAUGCUUAAAACUGGCCCAGGCAGUUCUGAUGGCUACUUGUUUUGGUUCGUUAAAUCCUUGAGAUUUAUCUUCGUUCACAUUCUGCUCUCUACUUAAGGAAGGUUAUUUUGGCCAGUAAUGUCUUUCUUCUUUCAUUAGAUUAUAAUCCUGAUGCGUGAUGUAAUGGUACACAAUGUCUCUCUCUUUCAUAAAACAGUAUCAACCAGUGAAGUAACCCAUUCCCAUCACCCACUGAUGUCCUGAAUGUGAACAUAUACUCAUGUUUGUCCUACAGUAAACUGAGGAACGUCUCUGAACAGCUAUGCCUGCGUCAGUGAUUAUUUGCUCCCGGAUCGAUCCUUGAGGCAGAAUCUCCUGGGUGGUAGAGGUUGACAUUCCUCUAUCAUGCAACCCCGAUUCCAAAAAAGUUGGGACAAAGUACAAAUUGUAAAUAAAAACGGAAUGCAAUGAUGUGGAAGUUUCAAAAUUCUAUAUUUUAUUCAGAAUAGAACAUAGAUGACAUAUCAAAUGUUUAAACUGAGAAAAUGUAUCAUUUAAAGAGAAAAAUUAGGUGAUUUUAAAUUUCAUGACAACAACACAUCUCAAAAAAGUUGGGACAGGGGCAACAAGAGGCUGGAAAAGUUAAAGGUACAAAAAAGGAACAGCUGGAGGACCAAAUUGCAACUCAUUAGGUCAACUGGCAAUAGGUCAUUAACAUGACUGGGUAUAAAAAGAGCAUCUUGGAGUGGCAGCGGCUCUCAGAAGUAAAGAUGGGAAGAGGAUCACCAAUCCCCCUAAUUCUGCACCGACAAAUAGUGGAGCAAUAUCAGAAAGGAGUUCGACAGUGUAAAAUUGCAAAGAGUUUGAACAUAUCAUCAUCUACAGUGCAUAAUAUCAUCAAAAGAUUCAGAGAAUCUGGAAGAAUCUCUGCGCGUAAGGGUCAAGGCUGGAAAACCAUACUGGGUGCCCAUGAUCUUCAGGCCCUUAGAUGGCACUGCAUCACAUACAGGCAUGCUUCUGUAUUGGAAAUCACAAAAUGGACUCAGGAAUAUUUCCAGAGAACAUGAUCUGUGAACACAAUUCACCGUGCCAUCUGCUGUUGGCAGCUAAAACUCUAUAGUUCAAAGAAGAAGCCAUAUCUAAACAUGAUCCAGAAGUGCAGAAGUUGCUGUCAUGAAAUUUCAAAUGAGCCAAUAUUUGGUAUGAAAUUUCAAAAUGUCUCACUUUCAACAUUUGAUACGUUGUCUAUGUUCUAUUGUGAAUACAAUAUCAGUUUUUGAGAUUUGUAAAUUAUUGCAUUCCAUUUUUAUGUACAAUUUGUACUUUGUCCCAACUUUUUUGGAAUCGGGGUUGUACUUUGUCAAUUCAACCUCCUUCAGUACAGACAGAUCAAAACCUAUCAGGGUUGAAAAUGUGUAUACAUAAUGUAUUUAAAACUAAAGAUGUAAAAACAAUGCAGCCGGUUUAAAACGUGUUGCAGUUCCUGCAGUAAACUGCAGAUCCCUGCAACUUCAAGAGACCCAAACAUUACAUGGUUUUAUAAUCUCGGUGAGGGCCCAUAUUGAUGUAUGUCAUUCAUGUGUAGAUUCUACAGCAUCCAAGGUGACCUACUUGUGUUUGUUUUCCUCAUGCAAUCUUGUCACAAAAUCCUUUAUGAAGAUUAUAUACACAAAGGAAUGCUUUAAUGUUUCCUAAUUAAAGCAGUUUCCAAUUGAA